ACGCGCAGUUUCAGUCAAGCGAGGAAGUUUGCGUUUGAGCUUGUGCUCCGAGUUUGUGAAAAAUUGAUAAUCAAACGUGUUUUUCUGCAGCUUUCUUCGAAAAGUUUCGGGAUUGAAUAGUAGUCUUUCGUAUUGGAUGGAUGUGAUGCAGUACCCUAGCAAAUCUGUGACGUAAACUGCUAAAUAAACUCUUCUAUAGCAUUGACAGUAGAAAGUUUUAAAAACGGCGUUUAUUGACGACUGAAAAGUACUGAAACUGAGUUUCAUUCUUAACGAAAAAUAUUUGAAAUUAAUAUAUGAAAAUCGCACCGAACGUGUAGAACUUUUGUAAUUCAAAAAAACUGUUCAUAAUCGUAAUAUAGUAAAUCUGUACUUGUGAUAGAACAUAUGCAUAAAAAUACCAACGAAAUGGCACCUGACUAACUCAAAUCAUUGAGUAAUAUUUUGUAAUUGAGUUUUAAAAUGCCAUAAGCAAAUUUCAGAGCAAAGUAUAAUUCAUAUGUCAGUUUAUACUUUGAAAUAUUUCUUAAGUUUAAUGCAAUGACAUUUUUUUCCGCACAAGCAGCACCAUUGACCUUGCGACUGCUCCAAAGCGAGGCAUUUAAGAAAUGAAAUUCAAGUUUUGAGAUAAUAUUGAAUAUUUUUACUCAUACAAAAUACGUCAUGCUCACAAGUUAAUCCCGCUUCAAAAGUUUUAAAAUGGAAUUUAGCAAGCUUCGCAGUCUUUUUGAAAAAAUUUCGUAUAGCAGCACUUUCAAGUGUAAAAUGCACUUCAAUACAUUUGAAAUUAUAAACUUGGAUUACAACGUGAAGUUUAGCAACAGGAAACAUGUGAGUACAUAAUCAAAAUCUAGAAGCGUACUACACAAUGAAAGAACAUAGUAUUUCUAGUAACACGUUGUGUGAAAAAAAUAGUAUCUUCAUAAACACGUACGAUGCUGAUCACAGCGAAUUCGACACUUAUUUCGUAUGGCAUACGUGUUGUUUCUAGCGAGUACGUUCGCGGCUCUGAGUGGGGCGGAACUGCCCCCACAUUACACAGUCACAGAUUUGCAGAGGGUGAAACUCAUCCAAGGGAAUAAGAGACUGGAUCCCGGAAAACCGAACAUCACGAUCGGAUUCCUGAGCGAUUUCCAAGACGUGGGCAAACUGAUAGCAGGUGCCAUUCCCUUGGCGGUGGACUUGGUCAACAAUGAUCCCCAACUGUUGCCAAGACACAACCUGCGUUUUAUCACUUAUGAUUCUGGUGGUCCCAACAGCGCUGUCACAAUCAAGAAGAUGACCCAAAUGAGGGAGGAAGGGGUGGUCGCAUUCAUCGGUCCCGAUCACAGCUGCGUGUCGGAAGCUCUUGUGGCGGCAGCCUGGGAUAUGCCCAUGAUUACAUACAAAUGCUCAGACAGUAAAGUAUCGAACAAGACCAUUUUCACCACGUUCGCUCGAACUUUACCUCCCAGCUCCAAAGUGUCGAAAUCCCUGAUAUCGCUCCUCAAGUACUUUAAAUGGAAUCGCUUGAUGCUGCUCGUGGCUAAUAAUCCCUCGGAUAAGCAGGUGGCAGAGAGCUUAUUGACCCUGGCCGAGAGACACGAAAUCAAUAUUGCGGAUACCUACUAUCUGCCCGGAGAUUAUCUCACAAAAGAUAAUACAACGUUGAAAGAUAUCGUGCUGAAGACCUACGAGAGGACAAGAGUUUAUGUUGUGAUUGCCGACACUUACACCCUCGUCGAUUUUGUCCGAUUCAUGCAAGAGCAAGGACUGUUUGAUAACGGAGAAUACAUUGUGAUAUCUCUGGAGGAGGAAGAAUUAUUUGAUCCGAACAAACAACAUCAGUAUAUUCGCCGGGAUUUUGAAGCAUCCUACAUGACAGCCGAUCCCGUUCCAUUCCGCUCAGUGUUGCUUUUGAGUCAAGGCUCUCCCAUCCACCCGGAUUACGAGUACUUCCAAGACUUGGUGCUAAACUACUCUGAAGCGGAUCCUUUCAAUAUACCAUCUCAUCCAGUCAUAAAAGUGGAGGUUCCGAUUUAUGCUGGUUUGGCAUUCGAUGCAGUGAUGAUCUACGCCAGUGCCCUCACACAAGCUCUUGCAGAUAACAAAUCAGAGUGUGAUGGAACUGCCGUUUUCAACUACAUCAGAUCCAGACCCUACGAGAGUAUUCUCGGUUUCAGCGUGAUGAUCGAUGACCAAGGUGACGCCGAGGGAAAUUAUACAGUCAUGGCACUGGUCGAAACCGAAGACAAUCCAUCCUUGCAGAGAAUGCGACCGGUGGCCCGGUUCACGCAUCAAGGAUCCAACGACUUGCCGCUAUUAAGGGUGGAAAGAGGUAUCAACUGGAUUGCUGGAGUACCUCCACUCAGUGAGCCUCGCUGUGGAUUUUCUGGAGAAAGAUGUGACACGAAACCAGAAUGGAGGAUGAUUGUUAUCUAUUGCGUUUGUUGCAUGGUAACUAUGGUUGCUGGUUUCUUUGUGCUGAGACACUACAGAUAUGAGCACAAAUUAGCCUGCCUGCUAUGGAAAGUGGAAAUGAAAGAUCUGGUUUUAUUACGAUCCGACCAUGACGGAGCAUUUCAAAGGCUGCGGAGUAAUUUUAAUGAUGUAGAAAAUGGACGAAUAGAGUCGACGAGACCGGAUUCCAUGAUUGAUCAUGUGACGAACUGGAGCCAGUCAAAAGUGGGCUUCUACAAAGGAAAUGUUGUCCACAUUUACCACGUCUACAAGAAAAAUAUAGACCUCACUAGAAGUCUCAGAAAAGAAAUGAUCCAGAUACGAGAGAUGCGGCAUGAAAACAUCAACCCUUUCAUCGGUGCUUGUGUGGAUCCGCCCAAUAUAUGUAUCCUGACUCUUUUUUGCGCAAGAGGGAGCUUACAGGACGUGCUGAAAAACGCAGACCUGCAUCUGGAUACGAUGUUCAUUGCUUCUUUGGUAGCCGACCUCGUGAAGGGUAUGAUUUACAUACACGAAAGUGAAAUUGUGUCCCAUGGUAACCUCAAAUCCUCGAACUGCAUUGUGGAUAGUCGGUGGAUGUUGAAGAUCACAGAUUUUGGCCUCCACGAAUUUCGGGCCAAUCAGGACCCUCCGAAAGAAGUGGAAGAAAUCAGAUCAAAAUCUUUGCUCUGGAGGGCUCCAGAAUUGAUACGAAAACUGAAUCCUCCACCUAGAGGAACACAGAAGGGUGACGUUUACUCGUUCGGAAUCAUUCUCUUUGAAAUCAUGGGCAGGAUCGGACCCUGGGGGAAGCCAGAACCAUCACUAAAAUAUGUAGAAGAGAGGGUAUCAAACCCUCAGAAUUACGGAGAUGAACUUUUCCGUCCGCCAUCUCAAGAGCUGGAUUGUCCAGAUUACAUCAAACAAUGCAUGGAGGAAUGCUGGCAGGAAGAUCCAGAGAGUAGACCAGAUUUCAGAUUUAUCAAAGUAAAACUCAGAGUUCUGCACUCGGGCUUAAAUACAAACAUAUUUGAUAAUAUGAUUAACAUAAUGGAAAAAUAUGCUUACAAUUUGGAAAGCGUGGUCAAAGACCGUACCAAUCAGCUUUUGGAAGAGAAGAAAAAAACUGAAAAUUUGUUGCUCAGAAUGCUUCCGAAACCUGUGGCAGAACAACUUCUGAGAGGAGAAAAAGUAGAGGCAGAAAGUUUCGAUUCCGUAACGAUUUACUUCAGUGAUAUUGUGGGAUUCACUUCCCUUUCAGCUGUGAGCACUCCCUUACAGGUAGUAGAUCUGCUGAACGACUUAUACACUUGCUUCGAUUCAAUCAUCGGCCACUUUGACGUGUACAAAGUGGAAACGAUUGGCGACGCUUAUAUGGUGGUGAGCGGUCUGCCCAUCAGGAAUGGCAAACGACACGCUGGAGAGAUUGCAUCGCUUGCCCUCAGGCUGCUAGAGGCCAUCCAUACCUUCAAAAUCAGGCACAGGCCGAGAGAAAGACUCAGUCUCAGAAUAGGCAUAAACUCGGGUCCAUGUGUAGCUGGUGUCGUUGGCCUCAAAAUGCCGAGGUACUGUUUGUUUGGAGACACAGUAAACACGGCAUCAAGAAUGGAAUCUAGUGGAGAAGCCAUGAAGAUUCAUGUCAGUGAAGCAUGUAAGCAGAUUCUAGAUAAAAUAGGUGGAUAUGUCUUGCAAGAGAGAGGACUAAUCCAAAUCAAAGGAAAAGGAGAAAUGCGGACAUACUGGCUUAUCGGAAAGCAAUGCUCUAACGAAAGCAGCGCCACCUUUCAACCAAGGGCCUCCCCAAGUCCACCAAUCUCUGUGAGCUGGCUCUCCAGAGACACUUCUUUCCUGAGCGAUUUUGAAGACGGCUUCCCAUCCCACCUCGGCACACCGACGCGAAACGAAAGCUGUCUCAGUUUGUUCCAAGGGUGCAAAAGGAACGCAGAAAAUACCAUUCGCGGAGUGAAUGGAUACCGUUCGGCCCCGGUCAUAAGUUUUGACGAAUUCUUCAGCCCUACCGACUGUAUAUUGUGAUUUGUAAAGUAAGAACGUUGUCAGAAGUAAGCGUUUACCUUUGUGCAGAAGCUAGAUGUGAGAAAACAAGAUUAUGACCCACAAAAUUGCAAAAAAAAAGUUGUGCUUGCAAACUUACUGUCUUUGCGCAGAGAUAAUAACAUUAGGUGUGAAAAUUACACCAAUACGAGUACAGCCCAAUCAAGAAAUAGAGAAAACUACAAAAAAAUUUCUUGAACAAAAAAUAAAUAAAACACCAAUUCGUACUUAAUAAUAAACUAAUUGUACCCACACGGCUUUACCCGUAGUAGAACAUUAAAAGGCCAUUUGAUUCUCAUGUAUAUUUACAAAUACAGUAAACUCUCGAUUAUCAGCGGGUUAGGAUGGCAUGGUAACCGCGGAUAAGCGAAACCGCUGAUAAUCCGAAAUAUAGGCAAAAAUCGAUACCGGUGUAUGCAAUAGCUAAAAAAUAGGAAUAAAACUACAGAAACGUUAUAGCUACAAACACUACACAUACAGAAAAGUUUUAGCUAAAAUCAAUAACAUUGAUUGUAAAAAAUAUAGGAAAAAGCUAAAAACAAA
Molecule: messenger RNA, 5013 nt
Organism: Uloborus diversus
Lineage: Eukaryota; Metazoa; Arthropoda; Arachnida; Araneae; Uloboridae
Product: guanylate cyclase 32E-like
Exons: 23
Coding region: 970-4452 (1160 amino acids)
Biological process (GO): intracellular signal transduction; protein phosphorylation; cGMP biosynthetic process
Molecular function (GO): guanylate cyclase activity; protein kinase activity; peptide receptor activity
Source: RefSeq, a predicted model, not a curated record